This is a messenger RNA of Magallana angulata, 1313 nucleotides long. RefSeq lists its product as uncharacterized. NCBI's taxonomy places the organism in Eukaryota, Metazoa, Mollusca, Bivalvia, Ostreida, Ostreidae. Bases 492 to 815 code for a protein of 107 amino acids. The record is from RefSeq and is a predicted model, not a curated record. The transcript has a single exon.
UUACAUCACAUUAAAUCUCGUGGAGUAAGCCGGUCUGUGUGUAUAUUUAACCUGAAGGGCACUAAUACAAGGUGAUUUUUAAACGGAUUGAAGAGAUUUUGACAUUAUCAAUAGCUUCUCUUCAGGUGAUCUUAAUUCCGUAUUUGCCUUUGUUCAAACAGUUCAGAUUAUUGUUCAUAUAUAUUGGAUACUGAAAGAUUAUAGCUUUAAUGCAUAUCGGGUAUUUGAACUCGUACCAAAAUUUGCUUAUUACUGAAUCGAUGAACCAAGGCGUAUAGGAUUAGCUGUUUAAUACCAAACAUUGAGUCAGUCAUUGUCUAGAGCGGCGAAAGUUUUCAGUGAACCCGCGUCUCUUAGAAGCAAGUGAUCGAACUUUAUCAGGGAUUACUUUGCCGUUGUUUACAAUAUUGAGUGAUCGAACUCUUUUUUUCACUUUCUAAAUCAAGAGCCGCAGACACCCGUUAUAUAGCCGCACGGAAGAGUCGUGCAAAAUGCCUGCACUAACAUCGCCCUGGUUUUAUCAAAGGAAUCCCCAGCUUCCGCCACAGUUGGCCAACGCCGCUCAGACCCGAUCCCCCAGUACUAUGACUGAGGGCGACGUGGACCAAAUCACCAAGAGGGUAGGAAGGCCCACACAGGCUUCAAAGGCCAAACUCAGUCAGUCCUGGAAGCUCGAAAACACAUUCAUGGACAACGGACGCCACGCCUGGGCCAAGAUGAAUCUCUAUGCCGAUUGCAAGAAGUGUAUGUGGAAGGAUAAUGGAGUAGUGAAAUCGACAUGCAAAAUCCGCCCCGUGCAGCCGACACCACGCUAACGGUGUAGUGCCUUAAGCAGACUUUUGCUUUGGGUGAACAGUUUCUAGUCCAUCACUCGUCAAAACAAGAUGGCUACCACAUACGUCUCUACUUUCUGCUUUGCUUCAGGAUAAAUCUACGCUUUGUGGUGUUUUCAGGAGUAUUGGUGUGGUGCUUAAUGAUUCCUGCUCAAUGAUCAUAUGCUGUUUUGGCGCGAUGACAUGUACCUUUUCAGUAUUAUUGUUUUGUUUUCCGACCAUCAUCUUUCCUACUAGUUUAUGGAACUUUUAAAAGAAAUUUCUGGACUUUCCAACACAGAUCAAUUAUGGAAAAGUGGUUGUUAUUAGUUCAUUUAAUUUAAUCAUCUUAUUAUAUAUUUUAAUGGCGUUGAUUUCACGGUUAACAGAAUAUUUGUAACACUUGUUUUUCGUAAUAUAUGUCUAUAUUUACAUUUCAUGUGAAUUUCAACUAUUUAUUUAUUUAUAUUGCAUUUUAAAAUAAAAAUUUAAAAUAUCGUA